This is a messenger RNA of Saccoglossus kowalevskii, 740 nucleotides long. Its product is annotated as tyrosine kinase receptor Cad96Ca-like. Gene Ontology annotation, cellular component: plasma membrane; signaling receptor complex. NCBI's taxonomy places the organism in Eukaryota, Metazoa, Hemichordata, Enteropneusta, Harrimaniidae. Gene Ontology annotation, biological process: positive regulation of kinase activity; cell surface receptor protein tyrosine kinase signaling pathway; protein phosphorylation. The record is from RefSeq and is a predicted model, not a curated record. Gene Ontology annotation, molecular function: ATP binding; transmembrane receptor protein tyrosine kinase activity.
AAUUAUUUGCAUUCUACUGAGUAUGAGGAUCUGCGCAUGAAUGCGAAUCCAGAUCACGUGUACAUGAAACAUGGUGAGCUACCAUGGGAAAUUCCAAGAGACGAUAUUCGUCUUGGAGAAACCAUUGCAGAAGGGUCAUUUGGAAAAGUAGUGAAAGCGUCGACACCGAGUAACCAAUCAGUAAAUGGACACUUAACUGUAGCUGUAAAAAUGUUAAGUAGUCCUAUAUUCAUUGUUCUGGAAUAUAUGGUUUUUGGUAACCUCCAAACUUAUCUUCGUGAACAAAAAACAAAUGUAGGAAAUACAUAUGCUAAUCUAAGAGAACGUGUAUCCACUUUAUCUCAACACAAUUGUGUUGGUUUUUCACAUCAGAUAUCUCUUGCAAUGGAAUUCAUUGAAGAAAAAGGUUGUGUUCACCGGGAUUUGGCUGCUCGCAAUGUAUUAUUGAAUGACAAGCAAGUAUGCAAAUUAUCUGGAUUUGGAUUGGCAACUGAUGUCCUGGAUCAACGUGAAUAUGAGAGAAGGACUCAGGGACGCUUACCCGUACGUUGGAUGGCACCAGAGUCUAUAUUAGACGGCGUGUAUACAAGCAAGAGCGAUGUAUGGUCAUACGGUAUCGUUUUAUGGGAGAUAGCAACACUAGGAGAUGUACCAUACAACAAUAUGUCAACACAGGAAGUGAUAGAGUCCGUGAAUCAAGGAUAUCGAAUGGCAAGACCGGAUAAAUAUCGUCAAGAUGU